This is a messenger RNA of Geodia barretti, 2325 nucleotides long. The record is from the annotation of a GenBank genome assembly. NCBI's taxonomy places the organism in Eukaryota, Metazoa, Porifera, Demospongiae, Tetractinellida, Geodiidae.
GUUGACGUAUCAGAUGGUCUUGUGAAUGGUGCAAGAGGUGAAGUGGUCCAUAUUGCUACUAACAAUAGCAAUGAUGUCACUAGCAUACUUGUGAAAUUUGACAAUAACACAGUUGGCCUCAAAUCAAUUCAGACAAGCCCACAUCGAGCUAGAUUUGCUAAUGCUGUACCACUAAACAAGUAUGAAGUUGUGUUCUUUGCCAAAGGAAAACGUGGAUCUGAAAUCAAACGUUUGCAAUUCCCACUGACACUAGCAUGGGCUACCACAAUACACAAAGUACAAGGUUACACUUGAUGAGAUUGUUGUUGAUAUGAAAGGUGGCAGAUUCAGUCCUGGACAAGCAUAUGUUGCAUUCAGUCGUGUUAAAACACUAACUGGCCUGCAUAUUCUAAAUUUCAAUAGCAAAGCCAUUAAGAAAAGCAUUGAUGUGGAAAAUGAGAUGUUCAGGCUAAAUUCCAACCUAUUGCAACCAGUGUCUCAAGUUACAUGUGACCCAUCAUCUCAUGUUACCAUUGCAUUGUUGAAUGUGAGAUCAAUACUAGCCAAAUUGCCAGAUAUUACAGCUGACCACAGUCUCAGAUGUGCUAGCAUACUAUGCUUUUGUGAAACCUGGCUAAAUGCAUCUCAGCCUUCCCCUGUGUUACUAGAUGACCAGAUUGACAUCAGAUGUGAUAGAGUUACAUGUGAAAACAAAGGUGGAGUUUUGCUAUGUGUUCCUAGCCAAAUGAACCCAUCCAAUGUACAGAGAUUUGCAACAGAUGGCAUUGAGGCAGUAUCAGCUACCAUACAGUUACCCAACGCAAGCAGUAUUCAAAUAGCAGUGGUAUACAGAUCACCUAGUGUCCCCAGAGCAACAAUGAUCACUGUGCUGACUAGACUGUUAAGACAUGUAACACUGUGCAACACACCUUGUGUCAUACUGGGCGAUUUUAAUGAAGACAUUGUACACCAUCAUAACUCAGCAAUUUUGCCACUUAUGUCAAGUUUCAGUUUCCAACAGCUUGUGCCGUGCCCAACAACAGCUCAAGGCACACUGAUUGACCAUAUAUACUAUCGGAAUACAUCUGGCAGUACUGUGUCUGCUAUAGUCCAAGUGCAAGAUACCUACUAUUCCGAUCAUGACACUGUCUAUUGCAGCAUUCCAUUGUGAAUUGUCUAACUAGCAUGUCAGCAUAUUUUAGCCAAAUUUGUGUCAAAUAGCAGCCUAUCAACUUGUGUACAAAAUGCCACACCAUGAGCCUGUUUGAAAGCCAGUGAAGCCUGAUAUUGAUGUAGCAAAAGAAGCCAACCAAAGCAGCCAAAAGCAAUUAUUAGGCAAAAAUAAACCAACCAAAGCAGUCAAAAGCAAAACCAGCAAUCAAUGCAAACCAGUGAAGCCAAUGCAAACCAAUGAAACGAGAAAAAACAUGUUCCUGUGUCUACUCCAUGGCUACCAAUGAUGAAGACACAGGUCUGAGGUGUAUAUACCAAUGAUGACCCUGGAACUCUGAGGUAGUCACUGACUAUGAAGAACAUGAAAGGUGGGUUAUAACAUACUGUGUGCAACUUCUCAGUUUUAUAGUCAAAAGGAGAAGCCUUUUACAUUGAAUUUUUAUGUACAGAUGGUCCCACCCACAUUGUGUAGUAGGCCUGAAAACAGCAAAAACACACACCCCAAACAUUUUCUGCUCUAUAGAUAUCAUUGUGUUUUACAUGCAGGCUAUCCUCUGAUCUCAAGUCAGCUCUGAUUUCCAAUCACAGCCCCAGAACAAGCAUGCACCUAUUUGGACCCCAUUCUCAGUGACUUUUCACCAAAACUUAUGAUGUUGCUGCAAAACUGAUAUUAUGUCAUGCGCAGUUGGACGGUUCUCGCGCAUGCGCAGUGUACUCCUGGCCACGUGUAUUAGUCGCCACCAUCUUGUUUGCUAUAUAGCUGCCCAGUUUGGUUGCUCGGCCAAUAGCCACUUUCAUCAUCUCCUCCCCCUCCUACUUGUCGUACAGUGGACUGCUACUGUACUGAGCGGACGGAGUGUCAAUUGCUGUUCACUAAUCAUGGCAAAGAGGCCCUUGACAUUUGAGGAUACAACUCCUAAAAAACACUUGAAGCAGGACUCCUCACAAACACCCAUUUCGCCAACAAAUAUCAAUUCUCCAAGUUCUAAUGCAACUGUUCAUGCAUUAAUUGCAUCUGUCUCGCCUCUCAAACCAUCACGUUAUUUUGACGGAGAAAUAACUGAUGGAGAAUCCAUCACCAGAAUUGUCGGAUUUGACAAGGCUCAAAGGCAACUUCUUCUUUCAUUCUGUGACCGAAAGGUGGCCAAUAAAUUGCCAAAUUCAACAGAAUAA